Setaria italica (foxtail millet) is the source of this 597-nucleotide messenger RNA. RefSeq names its product monosaccharide-sensing protein 2-like. The coding region runs from base 1 to 597 and encodes 198 amino acids. Gene Ontology annotation, molecular function: myo-inositol:proton symporter activity. Lineage: Eukaryota; Viridiplantae; Streptophyta; Magnoliopsida; Poales; Poaceae. Gene Ontology annotation, biological process: transmembrane transport. The record is from RefSeq and is a predicted model, not a curated record. Gene Ontology annotation, cellular component: membrane. The transcript is spliced from 3 exons.
AUGCAGUUUGCUGGCAUCAGUGGUGUUCUCUACUACACUCCUCAAAUUCUUGAGCAAGCAGGUGUUGGUGUUCUUCUUUCUAACAUUGGCCUUAGCUCAUCUUUGGCAUCUAUUCUUAUCAGCGCCUUGACAACCUUAUUGAUGCUUCCGAGCAUUGGCAUUGCCAUGAGGUUCAUGGAUAUGUCUGGAAGGAGGUUUCUUCUCCUUGCGACAAUCCCUAUCCUAAUAGUUGCACUAGUCGUCUUGGUCAUGGUCAACAUUGUGGACGUGGGAACCACAGUGCAUGCUGCACUCUCCACGAUCAGCCUCAUACUCUAUUUCUGUUUCUUCGUCAUGGGGUUUGGGCCUAUUCCCAACAUUCUUUGUGCAGAGAUCUUCCCCACCACUGUUCGUGGAAUUUGCAUAGCCAUCUGCGCCUUUACCUCCUGGAUCGGUGACAUCAUUGUGACAUACACUCUCCCCGUGAUGCUAAACUCCAUCGGGCUCGCCGGUGUCUUCGGGAUAUAUGCUGUUUUUUGUAUCAUAGCUCUUGUAUUUGUAUACAUGAAGGUGCCGGAGACAAAAGGCAUGCCCCUCGAGGUAUUAGUGAAGAAAUGA